AUCUAUAUACAUUUCGAAUCUAAAUUGAAAACCCAUCACCACAAUUUCGCAGAUUUAGUUGUGUAUAAAAUGUGCACGCGAUUCUGAGCGAACAUAACAUCAGCAGGCGUAACCCUACCUACCCUAAAAUUAGGCAAUUCGAAAGCCCUACACGUUCCGAAUCACGAAUCGGUGGGUCAACUGCCUAGGCGGCGUCUACAAUAAUUCUCCAUUAUUAACAGCCACGCAUCUCUGUGUUGAAACCGACACCCAAAUCUAUAUCCGAAUCAAAAUUGGAACCGAACCCGAAAGCGACAAUUAGGCAAUAUGUCGGAGGUACUCAACCUGGAUAGCAUCAUAUCGAGACUGUUGGAGGUACGCGGCGCCAGGCCUGGCAAGAAUGUGCAACUGAGCGAGGGGGAGAUACGCGGCCUAUGUCUCAAGUCGCGUGAAAUAUUUCUGGCACAGCCCAUUCUGCUCGAACUGGAGGCCCCGCUUAAAAUUUGCGGGGACAUACACGGCCAGUAUUAUGAUUUAUUGCGACUCUUUGAGUACGGGGGCUACCCGCCCGAGUCCAACUAUCUCUUUCUCGGUGACUACGUCGACCGAGGUAAGCAGUCGCUGGAGACCAUUUGCCUGCUGCUCGCCUACAAGAUCAAGUACUCGGAGAACUUUUUUCUACUCCGCGGCAAUCACGAGUGCGCGAGCAUAAAUCGCAUCUACGGAUUCUAUGAUGAGUGUAAGCGCCGCUACACAAUUAAACUUUGGAAGACCUUCACAGACUGUUUCAACUGUUUGCCCGUCGUAGCGAUUGUCGAUGAGAAGAUAUUUUGCUGUCACGGCGGCCUCAGUCCCGAUCUCACAUCCAUGGAGCAGAUCAGACGGAUCAUGCGACCCACGGAUGUGCCAGAUCAGGGCCUCCUUUGUGAUCUGUUGUGGUCCGAUCCCGACAAGGACACCAUUGGCUGGGGCGAGAACGACCGCGGCGUCAGCUUUACGUUCGGUGCCGAGGUCGUCGGGAAAUUUCUGCAGAAGCACGAUCUCGAUCUGAUCUGUCGGGCGCACCAGGUUGUCGAGGAUGGUUACGAGUUCUUCGCCAAGCGGCAGCUGGUAACUCUUUUCUCUGCGCCCAACUACUGCGGAGAGUUCGAUAAUGCCGGCGCCAUGAUGUCUGUCGACGACACCCUAAUGUGUUCGUUCCAGAUACUAAAGCCUGUGGAGAAGCGAAAAAAGUGAGAGAGUGAGAGUCGAUUUUGGCCGGAGUUCCAGGGCUCUCAUUUGUGCCGUUUCAUUUUAUACAACAGCUGAUCCAAAUUGUCAUAUUGUACGAUAUAUAUUCGAUAUCUAAAUUACAACAUUUUCUUGGUAUAAGUAAUUAA
This is a messenger RNA of Scaptodrosophila lebanonensis, 1358 nucleotides long. It is a transcript of the gene Pp1-13C, whose product is annotated as serine/threonine-protein phosphatase alpha-3 isoform. Bases 307 to 1215 code for a protein of 302 amino acids. Gene Ontology annotation, cellular component: nucleus; cytoplasm. Lineage: Eukaryota; Metazoa; Arthropoda; Insecta; Diptera; Drosophilidae. Gene Ontology annotation, molecular function: protein serine/threonine phosphatase activity. The record is from RefSeq and is a predicted model, not a curated record. The transcript has a single exon.